AUGCGAUGCUUCUCUCGUGGCGUGUCAGAGGAUGGCGAGGGCGGCGUGGAGGGCGAGGACAACCAACCUACAGGGAGCGCGUCGCUCCUCGAGCACUUGAAGCGCCGCAUUCGCUACCAGUCGGGGCCGCUGUCGGUUGCCGACUUCAUGAGCGAGUGCUUGACGAACCCCGAGACUGGCUUCUACCAGGCCCAGGAGGCGUUCGGGUCCGCGGGCUCCUUCAUCACGUCCCCGGAGAUCUCCCAGAUGUUUGGCGAGAUGGUCGGCGUGUGGGCGGCCGCCACGUGGCACGCCAUGGGCACACCCGGCCGCCUGCGCAUCGUCGAGCUCGGGCCAGGCCGCGGCACGCUCAUGGCGGACCUGCUUCGCGGCACCAAGGCGUUCGCAGGUUUCAGCGAGGCGGUCGAGGUGCACUUGGUCGAGGUCAGCUCCACGCUCCGCCGCGUGCAGCGCGAGUCCCUGGAGUGCGGCACGCCGCUGUCGUGCCUCGAGGGCGGGUCGACGCUCGACCCCGGAAAGAGCGGCAUCUCCGGGGCCCACGUGUUCUGGCACCGCACGUUCGACGACUUCUGCGCGGAGGAGCCGAUCGAGGGCCGGAGAGAAUCUGAUUUGGUGCCAACGCUGUACAUCGCGCACGAGUACCUGGAUGCGCUCCCCGUGCACGUCCUGCGCCGGCUGCCGUCCGGUGGGUGGGGUGAGGUCCUCGUGGAUGCCCCGGACGACGGCCUUGACGUCCCGAGCGAAAGCGGAGACACCCCCCCCGUCGAGCUUAUUCUCCCCCCCUCCGUCGGCGCCGCGCAACCCGCCGGGGACGCGCCGGACGAGCUGCGGUUCGUCCAGUCGCCGCGCAUGACUGCGGCGGCGGCGCUCGGGCUGCGGCAGCGGCAGCGCGACUUGGAGGCCGAGGGGAAGGGGGGUGUGUUGGAGGGGCUGUCGGGGCUGGAGGUGCCGCUGGCGUGCAUGGCGGUGACGGAGCGGAUCGCGCAGCGCGUGGCGCGCGAGGGCGGCGCGGCGCUGCUGGUCGACUACGGUCAGGACGGGCCGUACGAGUACAGUCUGACUGCGAUCAAAGACCACCGGGGGGUGCACCCGCUGCACCGGCCGGGGCAGACGGACGUGUCGGCGUGGGUGGACUUCAGCGCGGCGCGGGCGGCGGCGAAGCGCGGCGCGGAGUCGGUGCUCUGCUUCGGGCCCGUCACGCAGGGGGAGUUUCUAGAUCGCCUCGGAAUUCACGCGCGGUUGCAGCAGCUGCUGUUGAUGUGCACGAGCGACGAGGAGCGCCGCGACCUCGUGUCGCGGUGCGAGCGCAUCACGCGCGGGACCUACACGCCGCCCCCGGGCUCCGGCGGCCCGGAAGGCCCACAGCCGGGCCUUGGGGAGACGUAUCGAGCGAUGGUGAUUGCGCACGAGUCGCUUACAGAGGCGCCCGGGUUUCCCGCAGCGGCCCCAGAGGCGUAG
Pedinophyceae sp. YPF-701 is the source of this 1458-nucleotide messenger RNA. Lineage: Eukaryota; Viridiplantae; Chlorophyta; Pedinophyceae. The record is from the annotation of a GenBank genome assembly.